Messenger RNA from Xenopus tropicalis (tropical clawed frog), 8782 nucleotides. It is a transcript of the gene erc1, whose product is annotated as ELKS/RAB6-interacting/CAST family member 1. The transcript has 21 exons. Gene Ontology annotation, biological process: protein transport. Bases 409 to 3819 code for a protein of 1136 amino acids. The record is from RefSeq and is a predicted model, not a curated record. NCBI's taxonomy places the organism in Eukaryota, Metazoa, Chordata, Amphibia, Anura, Pipidae. Gene Ontology annotation, cellular component: presynapse.
AGCGGCGAAACGCCCCGCCUCCUCAGUGACAGAGCCCCAGUAAUUCUUAGGUGGAAGCCUCAAUCACAGCUGAUGAAUGGGAGUGGGUCGCUGUGGGGAGGAGCUUAGCGCUUACGGUGGCCCCGUCGGGACAUUCAGCUUGAUUGGUGAGCGCGUACGUCACUCCCGCUGCAUUCCGCCCAGCACCGGACACUACGGGACGGACCGGAGAAGUCAGACGGGAGUCGCUUCGACUUGGGCUUGGAUAUUGCAGGUCACAUGAACUGGACAUCUGAAAAACAUGGAAAAUCCGUUAUCUUUUAUAAACUUUUAAUCGUUUGACACCAUUGCCCCUAAUCCCUUGUGGGAGAAGCAGAGGAACCCUUUAACUUUUCAUUUGCGUACAAGCCACCACCUCCGAUCGCAGCCAUGUAUGGAAGUUCUCGCUCCGUCGGGAAGGUGGAGUCCAGCAGCCAGAGUCCUGGCCGCUCUCCGAGGCUUCCACGUUCUCCUCGGUUGGGCCACCGCCGCACAAACAGCACCGGAGGGAGUUCUGGAGGGCCUCCUGGGGGUGGUAGUGGAAAGACCCUGUCCAUGGAAAAUAUCCAGUCUCUUAAUGCUGCUUAUGCCACGGCGAGCCCGAUGUAUCUCAGCGACCAUGAAAUUGUUGGGGGCGACACACCCAAAAGCACCAUGACUUUGGGGAGGUCCGGGGGUAGACUUCCCUACGGCGUAAGAAUGACUGCAAUGGGAAGCAGUCCCAACAUCGCCACUAGUGGCGUGGCCAGCGACACCAUUGCCUUUGGGGACCAUCAUUUACCACCGGUCAGCAUGGCCUCCACCGUCCCCCAUUCAUUACGCCAGGCACGAGACAACACCAUCAUGGACCUCCAGGCCCAACUCAAGGAAGUUCUGAGGGAAAAUGACCUUCUGCGCAAAGAUGUCGAGGUGAAAGAGAGCAAGCUGAGCUCGUCCAUGAACAGCAUCAAGACCUUCUGGAGCCCCGAGCUGAAGAAGGAGCGAGCCUUGCGUAAAGACGAGGUGUCCAAGAUCACUGUGUGGAAGGAGCAAUACCGGGUUGUCCAAGAAGAGAAUCAGCACCUACAAAUGAGCAUUCAGGCCAUGCAGGACGAGCUGAGGAUCCAGCGGGACCUGAAUCAGCUGUUCCAGCAGGACAGCGUCGGCCGUCUCAAGGAACCACUUACCGGAGAGCUGACAGAGGACAACUUCCGCCUUCUGCACGUGGAGCAUGACCGCCAAGCCAAGGAGCUUUUCCUGCUGCGCAAAACACUAGAAGAGAUGGAGCUGCGCAUUGACACGCAAAAACAGACACUCAGCGCCAGGGAUGAGUCCAUUAAAAAGCUGCUGGAGAUGCUGCAGAGCAAAGGCAUCCCCAAUAAGGUCAUGGAGGAAGACCACGAAAGGACACGAAGGUUGGCCGAAGCCGAGAUGCACGUGCACCAUCUUGACAGCCUGCUGGAGCAGAAAGAGAAGGAGAACAACAUCCUCCGAGAGGAGUUGCACCGGCGCUUCGAGAAUGCCCCAGAUUCAGCUAAGACCAAGGCACUUCAGACGGUAAUCGAAAUGAAGGACUCUAAGAUCACUUCUAUGGAGAGGGGCCUGCGGGACCUGGAGGAUGAAAUUCAAAUGUUAAAAUCCAAUGGGGCCAUGAGCACGGAGGAACGGGAGGAAGAAAUGAAGCAGAUGGAGGUUUAUCGCAGCCAUUCCAAGUUCAUGAAGAACAAGGUAGAGCAACUGAAAGAGGAGCUGAGCGCUAAGGAGAAUCAGGCGGAGGAACUGAGGAAGAGAGUGUCAGCUCUGCAGACUGAGCAGUCAAGCAUCGGGCAGGUGAAGCAGGAGCUCUCCCGUAAGGACACAGAACUCCUGGCCCUGCAGACGAAGCUGGAGACCCUCAACAACCAGUUCUCUGACAGCAAGCAGCAUGUGGAGGUGCUAAAGGAAUCUCUAACCGCCAAGGAGCAGCGAGCGGCCAUACUGCAGACUGAGGUGGAUGCUCUGCGCUUACGUCUGGAGGAGAAGGAGACGAUGCUGAACAAGAAGACAAAGCAGAUCCAGGAAAUGUCGGAGGAGAAGGGAACCCUUUCUGGAGAGAUCCACGACCUCAAGGACAUGCUGGAUGUGAAAGAGCGCAAAGUCAAUGUACUGCAGAAAAAGAUAGAAAACUUACAGGAGCAGCUGAGAGACAAGGAGAAGCAGCUAAGCAGCUUGAAGGACCGGGUGAAGUCCCUGCAGGCCGACACCACAAACACAGACACGGCCCUUACCACACUGGAGGAGGCCCUUGCUGAAAAAGAGAGAAUCAUUGAGCGCCUUAAAGAUCAAAGGGACCGGGAUGAGCGUGAGAAGCAGGAAGAGCUUGAGUCCUACAAGAAAGAGCUUAAGGACCUCAAGGAGAAAGUCAGCGUUCUGCAGGGAGACCUGUCCGAAAAAGAGUCCUCGCUGCUCGAUCUGAAGGAACAUGCAUCGACUCUCGCCUCAUCCAGCCUAAAGAAAGACUCGCGCCUCAAAACCCUGGAGAUUGCCCUGGAACAGAGGAAAGAGGAGUUUCUGAAGCUGGAGAGUCAGCUCAGGAAGCACUCUGAUGGUUUGCCUCUCACAGGGAAAGCAGCUCUCGAACUUGCCCAGGAGGCGAAAUCCAACCCCGAAACGAACGAGCGCUUCCAACAGAUGGAGAGGGACGUGACGCGGUACCGGGAGGAAGUGGGGAAAUCUCAGGCCGAGGUGGACCGGUUACUGGACAUCCUAAAAGAGAUGGAGAACGAGAAAAACGAGAAGGACACCAAGAUUGCUGAGCUAGAGAGCCUCACAUCCAGACAAAUCAAAGAUCAGAAUAAGAAAGUGGCCACACUGAAACACAAGGAACAGGUCGAGAAGAAGAAGAAUGCGCAGCUCUUGGACGAAGCCAGGCGAAGAGAAGACAACCUGACUGACAGCUCACAGCAGCUCCAGGACGUGAUGCGGCAGAAAGAUGACCGCAUCGAGGAGCUGGAGGAGGCCCUGCGGGAAAGCGUCCAAAUCACGGCCGAGCGAGAAAUGGUGCUGGCACAGGAAGAAUCGGCAAGGAACAAUUACCAAAAACAGGUCGAGGAACUGAUGUCUGCAAUGGAGAAGGUAAAGCAGGAGUUGGAGUCCAUGAAGGCAAAGCUGUCAUCCACCCAGCAGUCCCUGGCAGAGAAAGAGAUCCAUCUGACCAACUUGCGUGCCGAGAGGCGCAAACACCUGGAGGAGGUGCUGGAAAUGAAGCAGGAAGCCCUCCUGGCAGCCAUCAGCGAGAAGGACGCUAACAUUGCCCUGCUGGAACUGUCCUCAUCCAAGAAGAAGAAGACCCAGGAUGAGGUGGCUUCUUUGAAGAGAGAGAAGGACAGACUGGUGCAGCAGCUGAAACAGCAGACACAGAACAGGAUGAAGCUAAUGGCUGAUAACUACGAAGGAGACCAUAUGAAAUGCUCCGCUCACUCCAACCAAACCAAUCACAAGCCCUCCCCAGAUCAGAUGAUCCAACCCCUCAUAGACCUCGACCAGAACCGCAGCAAACUCAAACUGUACAUCGGCCACCUGACUGCUCUGUGCCAGGACAGAGACCCCCACAUUCUCCAGGAGCUCCAUCCUCCUGCGGCCUAUUACCUGGAUGACAACCAGGCAGCUUGGGAGCAGAGGCUGCAGAAGAUGACAACAGAUGAGCUGACCGAAGAGCUGGAAAAGUGCGAACACGAGAGCGCCGAGCUGCAGGAGUUCGCCAAUGCCAUUCUCCAGCAAAUCGCUGAUCACUGCCCUGACAUUUUGGAGCAAGUUGUCAACGCCUUAGAGGAGUCGUCCUGACCUCCCCCCACACCCAAUCACAGGAACGAGAGACCCAGCCGACAGAAUGGAUGCGGUGUUCGCUGACCUAUCCCUCCGCCCACUGGUGUUGCACCUUGGGAUUGGGAACUGCACUUUCAGCCUUGCACUGCCUGUCCACUCACUGCGCUGUUUGACCGUUUCCAAAGAUCACGGCGGGGGGGGGCUGUCGCUUUCUCACAGAGCUUUCUGGGUUUGCCUCCAGGACCAAACCAUUUCCUUAGCCGUUGGGGGAGGAAAGCACCGUCUCUCUUUCAGUUUGAAUUACUCAACAGAGACUAAAUGCAAUAAUAAAGGGGUUCCUGGUGGUUCUAUGUCAGGGGGUUGGAGCUUGGGGGGCGUUUUAUACUGAGUCUCACCAUAAACUGUUGAGAAACCAUAGUCAGGCCAACACUAAUGUAUUGUACACUACUGCAAACUGCAGCCCCACCGCCCAAUGGCUGACCCAAUAGGCCAGAGGUCCGUUAGUAUCAAUUACACUACUCUUCUUGCUUCUUUCCUUCAACAUCUGGUUGUUCUAUGUAUAACCAUGCUGCCAUGUUUUCCAGGAUUUGGGGGAGAGGACUACCUUUCUUUCUCUGCCAAUCACUACAUACCUUCCUAUAGGAAUAAUCGCCCAACCAGUCAUGACCAUCUUACUCAUGGUACUUGGUGAGGCUGAGUAGCUGGAUUAUUCCAAGGACUUGGGUUCGGCACUGAGCAGUCUUCGCUCGUGGUCAAUGAGGCAGGUAAUUGCCGUUAGCUCUUAGGGUUUGGCCUACAUUUCCAGUUAGGCAGGAAUAGACGAGCGUCCCUCUCCAGCUCUCUCAUAUCUUGAUUCUGUUUCCGUUACAUGGAUACGUUGGGGUUACCUUCUUGUGUUCCCACCUCCUCACCAGCAAGGUGUAUGACCCUCCUGCCUCACCCCAUUCGUACCGAUACAUGUCUUACGGUUACCCCAUAGUUUGUUGUAAGAGGAAACCCUGCCUCUGAUAACCUCAGGAACUCAAGCAAAGUCCCAUCAACAGAGGUCUAGGAGGUGGGUGGAUCACAAAGUCACCUAAAGUGCAGACAACCCUAACACUAGGAACCCCUGCUUUGUGGCUUAUCCAGUUUCUCUAUAAUUCUUUAUUCCCCCCACAGUGUACGCCACUUAUUAAGAACACUAACCGUCACACAUCAAACCCUCAGCAUUGCCUUGAUGGCUGGGGUGGACAAUGUUACCUGUACCUUAGCCAACCAGAGAAGAUCCUCCUAGACUGACAAGCUCCCCUGUCUCUUGUUUUGUGUGGAUGUGAGUCCUUUAGACCCAGUUUCCACACCGGUGCUACGGAUUGUGGAGCUUUAUUUAGUGUAUCCGUCACGAACCAUAGACACCAGCCAUCUCCAUAUUUGUGCUCUUCUGUACACUAACCCUGCUCUGAAUCUUCUCCUAGGGAAUACAUUGAACCUUUGCUGGCCCACAACUCAACCAGGGUAGCAAGUGGGCAAAAUGUUGUUAAUAUAAAUAUAUAAUGAAGAACAUGACUGGGGGUUUUUUUUUUUUGGGGGGGGGGGGAGCUGACCAUCAAAACAGCUCUAGCUACUCAGGGUUUCAUACAUCAUAGGGACCUUGUAGAGUGGUUGAAUAGCCGAUAUGGUAGGGACGUUGGAGACAGUGCUGUCCAACCUGUAGCUACAGUUUUAACUUAAACACCCUUAAUAUGGAGUAAUAUAAAUAUCAAGGCUAGGUUUAUCAGGCUUCUUGUCUAGAAUGGGUCAUUACCCCUAUCCAGUGGGUUCUUGCUCUGACAGAGAAGGACAAGGACAGAUUCAAUCUAGAACGGUUACCUGUUGGAAGGCUGAUUACCAACUCAUCUUUCAGAGGAGAUAUGGCUGCUUUCUAGAAUGAGGGUCCUGGAACUGGUUUUCUGCCCAUGGCAACUGUUAAGCAACGAGGAUAAUUGUCAGCUUUUCUUUAAGAAGAGAGAUGGGCGCUAGAGCAUUGCUUAUUCUUAAAUACUGAAUCUUUCAGGGAACUAGUUUCCGAUCCUGAACAACAGUGUUGGGUUUUGAUAUGUUCCCCUUAAGUAGACAUGAUGGCCACAGCUUGGUCAUGGCAACUGUAGAGCCACCACUGACCCCCUGUUGGAAGGAUACUUGGGAGCUCUUCCUCUAGGAGGUAUGAGCACUAGAGUACGAUAAUGAUCUGAUAGCCACAGCUUGGUCAUGGCAACCACCACUGACCCCCUGUUGGAAGGAUACUUGUGAGCUCUUCCUAUAGACCAGUGGUUCUCAACCUUCCUAAUGCCGUGACCCUUUAAUACAGAUCCUCAUAUUGUGGUGACCCCCAACCAUAAAACUAUUCCUAAGUGUUUUCCAAUGGUCUUAGGUGACCCCUGUGAAUGGGUCGUUCCACCCCCAAAGGGGCCCCGACCCACAGGUUGAGAACCGCUGAUCUAGAGGAGAUAUGAGCACUAGAGUACGAUAAUGACCCGAUGGCCAAUGUAGAGCCACCACCGACCCCUUGGAUAUUAUGAUGCAUAAUAUAUAGCAGUGAUAUCUCCUACAGCCAUGUAUCUGCUGCUAAACUACAUCUCCCAGCAUGCCCCUGCCACCCCAAUACUAGUUUAGUAAAACUGCCAGAUUACAGAUAUUUCCACAACCUACUGAAACCAGACGCAAUAAUCGAUUGCCCACCUUCAUUUUCCCGUUUUUUUUUUGUUUGUUUUUUUACAAAAACGACGAAAUGUUGCUGAGCAAAAUGGCUGCCGUUACUAUGACUUUUUAGAAGACAAUUUUUUGUUUUGGAAAACCUUUUUUUGUGUCAAAAAAGAAAAAAAAUGGCUGAAUGGGUGGGGGCGGGGAAAAAAAGACUUUGGUUCUGGGGGCGCUUGAGGGUUGACAUGUAAUUCCUGAAUUUUCAGGGAUUUUUAUUCUUUUUUUUGUGAUUCAGCCUGGGCCUUUAAUGAACCCUUUACCGAAACCGUUUGUCUAUAGUGUCCCGUGUGGGGUUUACUGCUCUCAUUGGCAGAAGGGACCCCAUCUUGCCACUUUAUGGGCAAAUGAGAAUAAAAGGUGGCUAUUGACCUACAGAGUUACGUUUGCGUGUAACCGCACAUACGUGUAUAGAUGUGAGAUAUGUCUGCGGGUGUUUUAGCCUUUGAAUAAUUCGCCAUAUUGACGUGCUUUUUGUUUCCUUUAUACACAACGCGGUAUGUUUCGUUCUUUUAUAGAAACGUCGGUAAAUUCACCUGCUUCGGUAUAAAGCCUUACAGUCUGGGUGACCCCCACCCUAUUGGUAUUUCCCAUGCUUCUGCUGGGUUGGCUCUAAAAGACUCCUUGAUGUCCUAAGCCACCAUCAGGUCAGGUCAGGGCACCAUAAGCCACCAUCAGAACAGGUCAGGGCACCGUAAGCCUCCAUCAGGUCAGGGCACCAUAAGCCACCAUCAGAUCAUUCUACGCCAGUCAGGGCACCAUCAGAUCAUUCUACGCCAGUCAGGGCACCAUUAGAUCAUUCUACGCCAGUCAGGGCACCAUCAGAUCAUUCUAUGCCAGUCAGGGCACCAUCAGAUCAUUCUACGCCAGUCAGGGCACCAUCAGAUCAUUCUACGCCAGUCAGGGCACCAUCAGAUCAUUCUACGCCAGUCAGGGCACCAUCAGAUCAUUCUACGCCAGUCAGGGCACCAUCAGAUCAUUCUACGCCAGUCAGGGCACCAUGAGAUCAUUCUACGCCAGUCAGGGCACCAUGAGAUCAUUCUACGCCAGUCAGGGCACCAUGAGAUCAUUCUACGCCAGUCAGGGCACCAUCAGAUCAUUCUACGCCAGUCAGGGCACCAUCAGAUCAUUCUACCCCAGCCAGGGCACCAUCAGAUCAUUCUACGCCAGUCAGGGCACCAUCAGAUCAUUCUACCCCAGCCAGGGCACCAUCAGAUUGUUAUAUACCGGUCAUGUUACCCAUGAGUCUCCUCUAGAUUGUUCUUGUCCAGCUCUUCCCAUCACCAUCAGAUUGUUCUAGUCUUAGGUUUGGGAUUUGGCUGAAUCCAAGUGUUGAGCCAAACCCUUUGAAGCUCUGGAAAACGUGACUAUGGAUUUUUCUCUUAUAUAUGCAAUUUAAGCUUUGGGAUUUGGCUCAACCCAUAAAUUUAUGGAUUUGGUGCAUUCUUAGAUUGUUCUAGUCCAGCCAGGUCAGCCAUAAGCCACCAUCUUAUUGUUGUAGUCCACUCAAUGUAGCCAGGAGACCCCAUCAUCCAGUCAAGGUAGCCAUAAGCCACCAUCUAAACAUUCUAGUUUACUCAAGGUUGCCACGAGCCACCAUCUUAUUGUUGUAGUCCACUCAAUGUAGCCAGGAGACCCCAUCAUCCAGUCAAGAUAGCCAUAAGCCACCAUCUAAACAUUCUAGAUUACUCAAGGUUGCCAUGAGCCACCAUCAUCUCGUUGCAGACCAGUCAGUCAGCCAUUAGAGGUUUUCAGCUCUGAUGGGCACAUUUUCCCAUGAAAAGCAAUAUUUAAGGUUGAUGGCCAAGUCUCCAAGGAUAUCUGUGAAUUUUGACCUUGCCCACUCAUCAGGUCUCCGAUUCAUCCCCACUUAUUACAAUGAAAUGUUUCCAGGGUCCUGCCAUCCCCAGCCAACCAGUUGUAGAGCAGUUCUGGAGCAUUUCAGAGCUAUCCAAGCCAAAUAAAGUGGGAUUUGGAGUUCUGCUCUGCCAGAAUACCAGGGGACCUGCCUCAGCCAAGGACUAUUCCCUGCAGCCCUUUCUUAUUUUCAUCCAAGGUCUGCACUAUACCUAUUGGAUUUAGCCCUGUACAGCCAGUUGUUAUCAUUGAGUGGGCCUCAAUGUGAGGUUCUGUGGGGAGGCCCAGUCUGACCAUGGGGGUACUAAAGAAUGUGUCCUGAAUGGUUGGUUUCAUUCACAAACUGGCGGCUUUAUUACUGAAGCAGGUGACCCGCUGCUUUAACCCAUUACAUUGCUGUCUUUGGCAAGCA